UGACCAAGUGAUUUUUUCCCCCAGGAGAGUUAAGCCCUGUGUCUCCAAUAUGGAAGUGGAGAACCAGACACGGGUCACCAGGUUCAUUCUGGUGGGGUUUCCUGGGAACUGGGGUGUGCGUGCAACAGUGUUCCUCAUGUUGCUCGUGGCCUAUAUUCCGACAGUGGCUGGAAAUGUGAUCAUCGUCGUGUUGGUGCAGCAGAACCUGCCACUGCACAAGCCUGUGUACUUCUUCGUGGCCAACCUGUCCUUGGAGACCUGGUGCAUCUCUGUGACUGUACCCAGGUUGCUGUUUAGUUUUUGGUCCGUGAGCUACAGCGUCUCCUUCACUCACUGUAUGAUACAACUUUACUUCUUCAUUGCACUCAUGUGCACAGAACGUGUGCUCCUGGCUGCCGUGGCCUGUGACCGUUAUGUGGCCAUCUGCCGCCCACUGCACUGCCCCACCAUUAUGAGCCAUGGGCUCUGCUUCCUCCUGCCUCUUGGUUCCUGUACCAAUGGCUUUGGCAUCUCCUUGGCUAAGAUCUACUGCAUCUCUUGCCUCAGCUUCUGUGGCCCCAAUAUCAUCGAUCAUUUCUUCUGUGAUAUCUGUCCAGUACUUAACCUCUCCUGCACAGACAUGUCCACAGCUGAAUUGGGGGACUUUGUCCUGGCACUGGUCAUCUUCCUCUCCCCCCCUGCUCUCACUGUCCUGUCCUAUGGAUGCAUUCUGGCCACCAUCCUAUGCAUGCCCACAGGAAAGCAGAAGGCGUUUCCUGCUUGUGCCUCCCACCUCGUGGUGGGCACCAUCUUCUCUUCAGCUACUAUUUUCACGUAUGUCUGGCCCCGAGCCAUUCAUGCCUUCAACAUGAACAAAGUUAUUUCCAUCUUCUGUGCCAUUGUUACCCCUGCUCUUAACCCUUUCAUUUAUUGCCUAAGGAACCGAGAGGUCAGAGAGGCUCUGAAGAAACUGGCUUACUGCCAGGCCAGCCGAUCUGGCGAGUCUGUUAUAAUUGAUUAGAAAGAAGUAGUUUGAUUCGG
Molecule: messenger RNA, 1020 nt
Organism: Aethalodelphis obliquidens (Pacific white-sided dolphin)
Lineage: Eukaryota; Metazoa; Chordata; Mammalia; Artiodactyla; Delphinidae
Gene: OR6B1
Product: olfactory receptor family 6 subfamily B member 1
Exons: 1
Coding region: 50-1000 (316 amino acids)
Biological process (GO): G protein-coupled receptor signaling pathway
Cellular component (GO): membrane
Molecular function (GO): olfactory receptor activity; G protein-coupled receptor activity
Source: RefSeq, a predicted model, not a curated record